CUGAGUGACAUCAAAACAUUGUCUAGUUGGCAGGGUGUAAAUCUGCUUAUUCUAUUCUACGAAGUGUCGUAUCAAAAUUAUGUAGUGUGUCCUCAACGAAGUGAUUGAAGCCCUGAGUUGAAAUUAUGUCGUGGUUAGGAGUGAAUCUCAAUGAAAGCCUUUCGUCUUUAAAGGGCCAGCUGUCAAAUUUAACUAAAGAAGUUUUAUCCGAGGAUUUUGGGGAAGAAGAUGAUGACACUCAAGUUGUUGUGCCAAAAGACCGAAUCAAAGAACUGGAGUCACUGUGUCAGUUACAGAAACAUGAGUUAGAAGAAUGUAAAAGAGCAAGAGCUGAAGUCGAGGAAAGGCUGCAUGCUGCUGAUAUUCAUGCUGCUCACCAAAAUAAACUUCUUCGACAGCAGCUGCAAGAAUCUGAGAAUCAGUUGAAGAGUCUGAAAGAAAAAAGCUCAGAGUGGGGAUGGGAGGCUGCUGACAUCUCCAACCAUACUGUGAACCAUAACAGAUCACAAAAUCACGAGUGGGCAGAUGGUCUACAGGGCCUCAACUAUAACAAUCCACAUGAUCCUGUAUCUGGUGCACUUGAAGUGCAAAAUCAGCAGUUAUCCCGACGCGUUGAGGACCUCGAACGAGAGCUGGGAUCCCUGAGGGACGCCCACCAGGAACAAGUGGCUCUUCUACAGGAUCAGCACCGUCAGCAGUUGUUGGCUCUGAGAGGGCAACGUCACCAGAAAGAUGGUACUAUAUCAGCCGAGUCGCCAUCAGCCCUGGAGGAGAGUGAUGACGGGGCUUCCCCGAAAGGGGGGACAUACGCGAAAGAUGCCGCUGCUUGGGAACAGGAAAAAAUGCUCUUGGAAAUGGAGAAAGAACAACUCAGCAGCCGGGUAGAGAUCCUCCAGAGACAAGUGCAACAGCUCAGAGCAAAGGAUGAAGAUACUAAUCAGUUACAAAAUAAACUGAUGGCGCUUACGGAUGAGUGUUCGAGGUUAAAGGAAGAGAAUGAUCAGUAUUUGAAAAACUUGGAGGAGAUUGACGUCCAGCAUGAAGCAGCAGUCCAAGUACUUUUAAAGAAGAAGGAAAGCCUUCAAGUGGAAUUAAAAGCUAGUAAGGUAGCAUAUGAUUCACUCGCAGAACAGGUGGGACAGAAUCAAAAGCCGCCACCAGAGACAGAGCUUCAGAUGUUGAAGUCUGAAUUGAAUAGCUUCAAAGAGAACAACAAUUCUCUUAGUUCUGUGAAAGAAGAGCUUGAAACUGUUACACGUGAUAAAAAUGAACUAAAUUCUCAGCUAACACUUCUUAAAGACCAGUUACAACAAUUAUCUUUAGAUAGAGACCAAUUAUUUAACGAGAAUGAAAUGCUCAAGAAAGACAAAGGAGAAGAGAGUGACUUGUGUGCUUCAAAGGACUUGCAGCAGCAAAAUUUAGAACUUGAGAAAGUUGAAAAACAGUGUUUAGAGUUACAGAAUUUAAAUGCUCAGCUAAAUUCAUCCUUAGAGGAAAUUACAAAAGAAAUGAAAGAUCUAAAAUUGUCAGAGGCAACCCUUAAAGAAUUGCUGAGUGCAAGUGAGGAGAAGAGGCUAAAGGCAGAAACUGAAAUUACUUCCUUAAAUACUAAGGUUAACACCUUGACAGGAGAACUGUCGAAAUUCUCUACAAAUGAAAAUGAGAGAAAACUAACUGAAGAGAAAAUGAUAGAGGGUCAACAUCAAUUAAAAACCUUAGAGGCAAAAAUACUGGCAAAUGAAAAUGAGAAGAAGACUCUUGAUGAUUCUUUCAGGACUCUACAUCGAGAAAUGCAAGAUGCUAAGUCACAGGCUGAGAUAUUAGAAUCAGAGCUACAGGCUAAAGUCCAAGAGCUAGAAAUAUCAAAUGAAAGUAUUUCAGAAUUACAAACCAAGUCUAAGCACAUGGAAGCUGAAAUCUCUAAACUUCGAAAGCAUAAAAAGGAAGACCAUGAUCAGUUGAGGAAAAUUUUGACAUCCAAUAAUGUUGAAGUUACUGGAAACAUUGGAACAGAUAUCCACAAGAUUGCAGAACUUGUUAAAGAUAGUGUGUGGCAGCGAGACACCCUCGAACGUCAUGUUUCAACUCUUGCACAAGAGCUGAGGGAGAAAAAGGAACAACUACAAGAAGGAGAAACAGCAAGGAUUGAGCUAGAGAGAGAAUGUGAGGAUCUUCGGGAUCAGUUAGAGGAAAUACAAAAGGGAGUUAGGCCACAGCCAGAAGGCAGUAGUCGAGGUCUCCCAACCAUAGAAGAGGAAUCGGAGGGAUGUGCUGAUGGGGAUGGAGAAGCAUCUGUCAUUGCACAGGCAGAGGGAAGAGAGCAGGUGAAAGAUAGUACUGAGUUUUUGCAGCAAGAGAAUGCCAGUCAGAUAGAGGCCCUACAAGCACAAGUUGAAGCCUUGUCAGAAGCUCGUAGAAAUCUUGAGACAGAGGUUGCAAAUAUGCGAUCUGAAAGAGAAACUCUUCAGGGGCAACUUCGGGAAUCUGAGGGUAGGACAGGUAACUUGUUAAACCUGGAAACUGAAGCAGCAUCAUUGCGUGCAGAAAAAAAUGUGUUGGAGAUGCGCUUGUCUUCGUUGACACAGCAAGUUGACCUGGAAACUGUAACGCUCAAAGAUGAGAGGGAUACUCUGGAAGAGCAGGUAACUAAUUUGGAGCAGCAUAUUUCUAGGCUUCAAGCAGAAAUGACUCUUAAUAAACAUGAAAGAGAUUCAAUUGGCCAGCAGCUCCUAACACAGUAUGAAAUUCAGGAGAAUAGGGACGCUACCAUAAGAGUUUUAGAGACAGAAUUAGAAGGUCUCAGGAGCCAGCUGCGGGAUAGGUUUUCAGAAAGUAACUCGCAUUCUGAUGUCAUAUCACAUCUUCAAGCCAAGGAAACAAAGCUUGCAGAUGAGGUGAAUAAUCUUCGAUCGCAACUGAUAUUCAAAGAAGACAAGAUAGACGAAUUAAAUCAAGUUUUGGAAGAAUUAGGGAAAAUUUUUCAUGCUGUAAGUUCAAAUCCAGAUAAAGUGUACGCUCAUAUUAGAAACACUUACAAGACGCUACAAGAUCAACUUUGUGAACAGAAACUGAGAGUUGAAGAAUUGGAAAUAUCUUUGCAAAAUGAGAAAGAUCAAAGCAAUAAAAAUGAUUCAUUACUUGAAUCUCAAUGUUCUUUGAGAGAAGAGAGAGAAUUAGAAGCAAACAUACUAAAAGAGAAAUUAGAAAAAAGUGAGAUGGAAGUCUUUCAGCUAAGAGAAAAAGUAGAAGAACUCACUUUUGGUGAGUCUAAUUUGAAAGAAAAUGAACUUGCAAAUUUGCAAAAACAACUGAAGGAAUUGGAAACAGAAAAAAAUUUAGCUUUGUCCAAUCUUGCCCAAAGCACUAGUGGGUUGGAUAUCAUUAAAAAAGAGAAUUCCUUGCUUUUGGAAUCAGUUGCAAAGAGUAAAGAGAUAGAGUUGCAUUUCCAGGAAGAGAGAGAACUUUCAUUUACAAAUUAUGAAAAGCAAAUUGCUGAACUUGGUAAACUGAAUCAGGAAAUGGAGGAGCAGAUACAAGAAUUAAGGAAGAAGCAUAACUGUGAGAUACAAGAGAAGGAACUGAAUAUUUUCACACUGAAAGAUCAACUGUCUGAGUUACAGAAAGGGAAUAGUACUAUGGAGGCAUUUACUUCAGAAAAAGAAAGUCUUAUCCAACAAGAAAAAAUACUUAAAAGUGAAAAUGACCGUCUUCUUCAAGAAAAUAAAAUAUUACUUGAAGAAAAAAAUAAAUUGCUUAGUGAAAAUAAGGAAUCCAUGUCAGCUAGAGAUCUAGCAGUUCAACAGUACUCCAGUUUCCAGGCAGAGAGGGAUCAAAUGAUAGCAACCAUUACACAGAAGCAUCAGGAAAGUGUCACAUACCAUACAGAAAUCCAGCGCUUGAUGCAGGUUCUAAAUCAGACAGUUCAGUCAUCAACUGAGGAGAAAAAUGCUCUGACAUCACAACUUACAGAUACUAAAUCAUCUUUGAAUAAAAGCCAAGUUCAGAUUGCAGAUCUUAGAGAGGAGCUAGAAGGCCUUAAGAAAAUAAAAGAUGACCUUCAGAAAAAUGUUGCUGAGGACAUUGUCAAAAAAACUGAGAUUUCUGGUCUUCGUAAGGAAAUGGAAGUUCUUCAGGCUAAAUUUACAAGUUUAGAGCAGGAGAGAGAUCAGCUUCGCAUAGCCAAUGCACACUUCAAUACUCAGUAUCAGGAUCAAAGCAAGGAGUUGAGUAAUCUUCGAGAAAAGGAGUCAAAAUUAUCUACAGAAUGUGAACGUCUUCGGCAGCACUUAGUAACUGUAGAAGAAUCUUACACAGCUGAAGCCAUCAAAGCUGAGGAACGAGAAAAUACCCUAAGGUCUACUCUUGGUAAAAUGGAAGAAAAACUGAAUAAUCACUCUACAUUUUAUAAUUCAGCCAGCCAACGAGCAAGUGUUCAGGUGGAGUCUCUUCAAGAGCAGCUUCGAGAAUUGUCUAGUAAAAGAGAUGAUGCAAUACUUCGUCUACAUGCAGCUGAGGAAGCUGCUGAACAACACCAACAUUCCCUUGCAACACUUCAGCAGGUGCUACAGGAUUUCCAGAAGGGCCAGGCACGAGAGAUUGCUGAAGCAACUGAGAGAACAAGAAGGCAGUUGGAGGAUGAACAAGAUAAGAGCAGAUCACUGUCAACGCAAGUUGAUAACUUGAAGGCUCAGUUAGCUGAGGUCCAGAGUGCUUUGGCAGCUGCAUCAAGACUUGGGGAACAGCUAGACAAGAAAGAGCAGAUGAUUGUGGCACUCAAAGCACAAGUAACUUCUCAAGAAGAAGUAGCAAGGAAAGCACGAGAAGAAGUAAUUUGUCUGAAAACAUCAUCUGAAGGUAAAAUUGAAAAGAAUUUACUCCGAAACUUGCUUGUUGGGUAUUUUGCCACUCCUGUUGACAAACGGCAAGAGGUUUUGCGAAUUAUUGCUGAAGUACUUGACUUCUCAGGAGAAGAAAGAGUAAGAACAGGACUAGAUAUGCAGGGUCGAUCCUGGCUGUCAUCUAUAGCAAACUUCCUUGCCCCUCCUGCUAGUAAUGUUCAUGUUACUUCGAGAGUUGAUGUCCUUGAUCACACAUCAUUGUCACAAGCCUUUAUCCGAUUUCUCGAAGAUGAAUCGACUCCUCGACCUCAGCCUCGUCUUCCAGCAGUUCAGAUGGCUCAACAAACUGAAGAGAAGGCUGAGAAGAAAGCUCAGGCUAAAGCUCAGACUUCAGUCAAGGUUAAUCCAUUUGUUAGUACUGGGGAGACUGUACUCACCGAAACAAACACCGAAUCAAGAAAUUCUCCAUUACUCUCUGUAGCUUCAGCUCUGCCAACAUUACCUACUUUUACACCACAUAUUCCUUCGUCGUCACCAAGUCUUGUUGAAGUAAAUUCUCCAAUGCCUACUGUAGUAACAACUGCUUCAGGAAUAACCACCCCUGUAUCCACUAAUAAAUAUUUGACUAAUUUGUUGGGGUCUGAAAGUUCUGCAGUAGAAGAUAAGUGAUACAGCAUUGCAAUAGUAGAGUAUGUUAGAGAAAGUUAACUACAAGAUUAGAUUGAAGAUUUGUAGCAGUCUAUUAUGUAGGUUAGGGAGUAUCCAGAUAUUCCCACAGCAUCACUAAAGUUUAGUGUAAUGCAAUAUCCUGAAACUGUGAUAAGAGAUUUUGUAAACAUUUAGAGAUGGUGAUAUCUAUAAGGCAUUGGUUGGUCUUGUUGCAUUAUACCUGUUUUGCAUACUAUUCCCAUUCACUGGUAGUUGAUGCCACCAAACAGAAAUAUAGCUUAGGUUUAGGGAGUAGUGUGAGGGUAUGUGCAGUAAAAUAACCAUACUGUUGCAUGUGAUGUUAGGUGAAUUUGGUUAAUUUCACCUCAUAUUUAAGCUUGCCAUGAUAGAUAUUCUGUUCUAUGCUCCUUGGUAUGCUGAAAAUCUUUUUGAGAAUUCUGUAUCGAUAUAUUCCACUAUGCUACUUACAGUAUUUCCAAUUAAGAGUCUUAAUGUUAGUCAGUAACUUCAGCAGGAGUUGGAAAAGAUGUCAUUUUGUAUCAGAUGACAAUAUAAUUUUGGUAGAAAUUGGUUCAACAUGGUUUAAAAUUGUUCAGUGGUAAUUAAUUUUUUUUCUUUUAAUAGUUAUACACAAAUAUAUGAGGAAUUAAAGUUCAUAAAAUAUUAUUAUGCAUCAAAAAACUCAUUUUUAUUUUGAAAUUGAAGCCGAGAAAGAUAAAAAGUUUUUCACUGUUGAGUUACAUCUUUUACCUAGUAAAUACUGGUAAAUUACAAAGAUUAUUAAAAUUACGUAUUUAGAAAAUUUUUGUAUUAAUCGUCAAUUUAUGCAUUAUUUGUUGGUACUAUUUAGAUGCACACUUUGAAGAUAAUGAACGUUAGUUCCUUUGGCUCAUUGUACAUUAUGGGAGAAAUUAUUUUUAUACAAAUUGAUAUUUAAAAGUUAUUAGUUAUUUUGGUUAGUGAUACAAUAGUUACCAUUGCUCUUUUAUAAUUUUAUAUAGUCUUAGGUUGAUUGAGGAAAGGAUUAUUGAUAUGAGAUUAUUGACUGACAAGAGUGAAGAGACAUGAGAAGCAUUUUUGUGUCUAUGGAAGUGUGUGCAUUAUUAUUUGAUGAUUAACCAUCACUGUACACCAGUGAAAAGAUAUUACAAUAUGUAUACUUAUAGUUGCAUAGUUUGAGGCAAGGUUAACAUAUUUCUGUAUGUCCAGCUCCUUCACUCAUACUGUAUGAAUGGGGUAUAGAAGCUGUUUGAUAUUUUAAUUUCAUGUAGUACCAUCAAAGAAUUUCUGUGACUGCAGAACAAAAUUAUUCCAAUAUUUGUAGGGUUCACAUUAUAAGCAGGUAGUACUGCAUUCCAGUAUUGAUGACUCGUAUUUAACUGGAAUGGUGUAUUGAAGUUCCUUUUAUUAGUAUGUCACCUCAAGCUAUGUACUUUUGCAUAUCCUGAGGUUUUUAUCCAUAACCAUGUGAAACUGCAGGUAUUGUUUAUACAGUAUCUUGAUGAAAUUAUAAUCAUAAAGCCCCAAGAUCACAAGAUCUUUAUUUGCUACGUUUAUAUGUGCGUCUUCCAUUCCAGUUUCAGGUUUGUGCAAAAAUUUUAGAAUACUUUUUACUCAUGUGCCAUUACUAAUUUAUUUCUUAAUUUCUUAUUUAUAAAUUUGCUUAUAAGUUGCUGGAAUUGAUUUUGCUUUAAACAAUGGAUAUAGUUAAUACCCAAAAAUUCAAAUUGAUUGCAGAGGCAGGAUUUUGUAAUGGUAUGCUUUACAAAAUGGUCUGAGCCACCAUUUUAGUGAGAGCUGUUAAUUUCAUUGUUGAAAACUGUGAGGAAUUACCUUGUAAACCUCAGUUUUGGCUGUGAAGAAUCUAAUAAAAGUAACAGCUCAUUGUGCCAGCUUUUUUUAUAGAAAAGUUGAAGGACUUAAGCUUGAUGAUAUUAACAUGUUUGUAGAAAGUGUUAAAGAAUGUGUAUUAGUUAAUGAUGUGAACCUCUGGGCAAGUAACGAAACUAUAAACAAGCAUUUGGAUAUAAAGCUUUGAAAAGGGAUAACAGUUACAUUUUCAUAGUAAGUACUUUAAUAUUAAAUGGAAUAAAAUAGUAUCUAAACAUAUUUAAAGGGAAUGGUGAUAGGUUAGAUAGCUGUUGGUUACCUAAAUAAUACAGAGAGGGACAAGGUUAACAGAGGUGUUACACUUACAGUCUUCUCCCAGAGAUAAAAAUUAAUUAAAUGGAGAAAAUUGCACACACAGAAAGACUGGCGGUUUGUCAUCAUACCAUUUUAAGAUGUCAUCAUACCAUUUUAAGAUAAUGAAAUGAGCAUUUUGGUGUAAAAAGAAUGGCUGUACGUAAAUGUCAGGCUUAAAAUCAGGAGCUGGUAUGUUCAUGUUUACGGUAUAUAUAUUUAUACAUGUUUGUCAGUUACCAUAACUGAAGUUAAUGAGGACUCCAAAGUUAAACAUUUAGUAUAUUAGUGUGCCCUCUUUACAUAUUUCUUUAGAAAUGGAAGCCUCUACCGUGCAAAUUGAAGAUUGACAGAAAAGUUAAAAGCAAAUGUUGAGAGUGAUGGCAAUACCAUAGUCUUUCUCACCUCCCCAAAAUGACAUCUUAAAGAAAACUUGUACUUUUGACACUCUUAGCUGAAGAAAACUUGUACUUUUGACACUUUAAGCUUAAUUCAUGUGAAUGUUAGACAGUCACCUGCCCAGGCCCACAACCUGUUUUGUAUAGACACAUGAUGGUGGUGUUGGCAAUGAGGAGAAGUGUGAUUUAACAAAGACUGAACUAUUAGGCUUAAAUAUAUGAUAUUUAAAAAAAAUUAUGAACACUUAGACCCUGGCAUAGUUGAAGUAUUAAAUGAGGCACAAGGUACUUUCUUUGAGCUAAUGGUGGAACUAAUAAAGGCUAUUCACAGAAAGUCAGGUUCAAAUUGAAGGCAGAUACAUUGAUGACUAAUAUUCAUUGUUUAGUAGAAUAAUUGUAAAGGCUGGUAAUCAUGUAAAAGAUGAGUAAUUGGAAACAAAAGUGACAAAAUACAGGCAUUGUGAAUGAUCAAAGGUUGAAUUGAUAUGGAGUCAGGGAAUGGAUAUUAUGUCUGUUGAUGAAUGGACAGUUCUCACUCCUGAAACAAGUUUUUUUUUUUUUUUUUUUUUUUUUUUUUUUUUUUUUUUUUUUUUGUAAAUUCUUAGUCAUGCUGCCAACUGAGUACCAAUGUAAUAGCUGGUAUCACAACAUUUUACACAGAUCAACAAAACCCAUGUGCACUACCUCUUGAAUCAGUUUUGUUUAUUUGUAAGGAAGAGAAUGCCUUUUAAGCUGAAUAAUAGUUUCAAUUUUAUCUUUUAAUUGUUAUAUAUAGUAUAACAUUUUCCUUUAAAACUUAAAUUAUUGAUAACAGAUAGUAUAGCUAUAAGUAUAGUGCCUUUCGCUGAAUAUAAAUCUUUGCUGCCAUGCCCUAUAGAAAGCCAUACUAACAAUACUAAGAAAUAUGGUUUUGUUUAUAAUGUUGGCACAUAUUAUAUUUGCAGCUAAAUGAAAGGGAGGAAAAUUUUGUGAAUUUAAAGGACUGUAGUUGGUAUUGGGAUACAUUUCUUGUUACAAAUACCUUCAUGAACCUCAAAAGCAUUUAUAACAGCCAUAAAUUCUUUAGUCCUGUAGUAUUCUUGUACUGUACAUAUAAAGUUACUAGAAAAAUUAUGUUCAAAUAUAUUUGAUAGUCAAGUGCUUUCCCCAUCCCUGCCCUAAGUUUGGAGGCUUUUUAUAAAUGUUUGUUGAACAUCUUUUUCUGCAGAUCCUAGAAUAUGUAAAUAGCAAAUGUUAUAUAUUUAUAAUUUGGCUUCAUUGUUAAUAAAAUCAAUAUACUUUA
Macrobrachium nipponense is the source of this 9368-nucleotide messenger RNA. Its product is annotated as thyroid receptor-interacting protein 11-like. Gene Ontology annotation, molecular function: small GTPase binding. NCBI's taxonomy places the organism in Eukaryota, Metazoa, Arthropoda, Malacostraca, Decapoda, Palaemonidae. The record is from RefSeq and is a predicted model, not a curated record. The transcript has 22 exons. The coding region runs from base 126 to 5507 and encodes 1793 amino acids. Gene Ontology annotation, biological process: endoplasmic reticulum to Golgi vesicle-mediated transport; Golgi organization. Gene Ontology annotation, cellular component: Golgi apparatus.